AUGAUUGAUGUGUUAGACGAGGAGAAACAUAACCUUGUGGUAAUGUCAGGGCUGGGAUAUUGUCCAAUUAUCUGCCCGGGGGACAGUCAAAAAUCAACCAGGAUUGUGACCCAGACCCCCAACAUCAUGGACACAGCAAGCUCCCAAUACAUCACAGCAAGCUCCUCAUACCAAGUACAUAUGUGUUCUAAGUGUCCGGGGGACACAGCGUACCAUUGUGUAUCGUGUCCAUGUGAUCUGUGUCCCCAGUGUAAAGAGAACCAUGUAAAAGAUCUCAAAACAAUAGACCAUGAUGUUGUGUCACACCGUGAUAAAAUCAACUACAUCCCAACACAAGAGAUCUGUAUGAGACAUCCUAGCCAUGUUUAUACAAAGUACUCUGAACCUUAUCAAGUUCCUUUGUGUGAUUUUUGGUUUGGACAUAAAUCACACAAACUCCCUGAUCUGCAAAAAGCUUAUAAAACAAAGCGACAACAACACAGAGGAACCAUUCACACCAUCAGAAGUGAGGCUCUGUUUUACAGACCUGUUCUCCUGACAGGAAUCAAAGCUGAUGUCAAAACCUGUCGCACAGAAUUCUCCCUCUACCAAUCAGAGAUGUUAACAAAGGCCCAGAGACUGAAGCAUCUCAUUGACUAUGUGGUAUAUGAUCUAUUGAACUAUGUGUUUUGUUACUUUGAUUUCAAACACAGAUGUAAAAAACAUAAGAUAGAUAUGAUCAGACAUAUUGGCAGACUAAGGAGAUAUGAACACAGAUAUGUACAGCCAGCAUUCACAUUCAGUGCGCUACAAUUCCUCUCCUUCACAAAAACAGCCCUCCCCCAGAUACAUCUUACACUCCAUACCAGCCAGCUCUCCAUGACUGAGUCACUCAACAAGGAGGAUGUGAUGGAGUCACUGAGUGCAAUCCAAAUCACAGAGAGAGGAAACCGACGCGUAGGAAACCAGUGUCUGCUGAAACUGACGUCUGGUGCUGAGCUCCAUCAAUCUCUCACAGUGACAGGUGUUGAUGAUUGUGAUCACAUUUCCUGUGUGACAUCAGACCGAGUCUGGGUCAGUGAUAGAGACAAUCUCAUGUUGACAGACACAACAGGUGUCCCUCUACAUCGUGUGGAGGCUUCAUGUCGUUAUUUAUUUGGAUUACACACACUGAACAAUGAGAGUGAACUGAUCUAUAUAGAUAGGAAACGUAACAUCAACAAACUGUCAAAGGAUAUGAAAACAACCACCACAUUUAUAAAGAGAACAGACUCUACAUGGGAACCACAGUGUGUGUACUGGUCCCCGUCCACUGGGGAUCUACUGGUCGGGAUGUAUAACGAUGAUACGGAGACAGGCAAGGUAACCCGGUACAACCAGAGUGGACAACUCACACAAACCAUACAGUACCACAACACAGGACGGGGGCUGUAUAGUGAACCUCACUAUAUAACAGAGAACAACAAUGGGGAUGUCGUGGUGUCUGAGUUUGACUAUGGGUCUCGUGCUGUAGUGGUGACAGAUCGUGGAGGAAGACAUCGUUUCUCCUACACAGGACAUCCAUCAGGAUCAGGACUAUGGCCAUAUGGAAUCUGUACUGACGCGCUGUCACACAUCCUGGUGUGUGAUGGUAGAACCGAAACAGUACAGAUGUUGAAUAGGGACGGUCAGUUCCUGUCACAUCUGCUGACAAAAUCACAAGAGAUGGGUGAACCACGGAGCCUGAGUUAUGAUGACAACACUCACCUUCUCUGGGUCGGAUCAGUGUACAACAAGGUGUGUGUCUACAGGUAUAUCACCAGACAGGACGCUCUGACAGAUGAACACAGACCCCGUCCUGAUGGUGACACCCGAGACACGACACCUCGUCACAACAACUCAUCAACUAAACGAAUAUGA
Magallana angulata is the source of this 1878-nucleotide messenger RNA. RefSeq lists its product as uncharacterized. The coding region runs from base 1 to 1878 and encodes 625 amino acids. The record is from RefSeq and is a predicted model, not a curated record. Gene Ontology annotation, biological process: negative regulation of translation; proteasome-mediated ubiquitin-dependent protein catabolic process; protein polyubiquitination. Gene Ontology annotation, molecular function: ubiquitin protein ligase activity; translation repressor activity. Lineage: Eukaryota; Metazoa; Mollusca; Bivalvia; Ostreida; Ostreidae. The transcript is spliced from 5 exons.